AUGAGUGCUGUACCUCUUGCAGACCGGAUUAACCAAUUUGGCCUUUCUGAGGUAUACACCUCGCCCGAACCCCUGGUCGACAUUGUCUUUGUCCAUGGCCUGAACGGGCACGCGUAUAACACUUGGGCAACUCACAAUCCCGAGGUCUUUUGGCCCACCGACCUCCUGCCCGAGGCAGUCCAAGACCAGCGGUGUCGAAUCCUUACCUACGGCUACGAUGCCCAAGUCACUGCCUUCUCCGACGGAGCUUCGAAAGACAAGAUUCACAACCAUGCUGAGCAUCUAGCCAGUCGGCUGGUGGCUAACCGAUCGUUGAAGAAAGCGAUUGAAAGACCUAUCGUAUUCGUCUGUCACUCGCUGGGGGGGUUGGUAGUGAAGAGAUGUUUGAUUCACUCGAAAAAUGUCCGUCAUGGGCACAUCGAGAGGCAGCGAAGCAUUUUCGUCUCUACAUAUGGCAUUCUGUUUUUGGGGACGCCGCACAACGGUAGUGACAUCGCCAAAUGGGGAUCAUUACUCGAACGCAUCAGUCAUGCAGUACUCCCCAAGAAGUUUAUGGACUCAUCGCCACAGCUAGUCCAGGCUCUCAAAUCCAACAACGAAACCCUUCAAAACAUCAACAGGUUGUUCAUUGAGAUCAUUGGCCGGUUCCACGUCUAUUUCUUCCACGAGUCGAAGCCUAUGGACUUCAAAGGCACCAGGAUGCUUGUGGUAGAGGAGGACUCCGCCGCCCCUGUCAUCGAGGGCGUUGAGCGUAUGGGAAUCGAGCGCGACCACAGUCACAUGUGCAAAUUCGAGAACGAUAACUCUCCCGGCUACGAGGUGGUUGCGGAGGCCCUGCAACGAUACGCUGACGAUGCUCCAAGCCUCAUCCGAACUCGUUGGGAGGAAGAGCGCCGUAUACGUGAGCUAGAGAGACAAGAUGCUGCUCGCGAGAUCCUACGCGAUAGCACAUCUGGCUUCGAUGCGCUUCAACCGACUUCCCAAACAACUUCGGGUCAGAUGAGCCACGCCAACUCGACGGGUAACUCAGUGGGAAACUCAAUGGCCGACCACCGAAUCUCAGACUCAGCUGAAGGUCCUCGAGUGGUCACACCUCUUGGCUUUAGACCCAAUGCGCAUUUCGUCGGCUUUCAAGAUGAACUUCGAAAAUUACAUAAGCGGCUUCAGCAUGAGGCUCGCCGAGAUAUGGGCUCUUGCGCCGUGCUGGUAUGGGGUGAAGUGGGAUGCGGCAAGACUCACCUCACCCGGCAAUACUUCUACAAGCACCGCCUCGAUUAUCCUGAGGGCUCCUUUUGGAUCGACUGUAAAACGACCGAAACGAUCACGAAAGGGUUGUGGGAUAUCGGCGUCAGCAUUGGGGCGCUAGAGCAGGAGCGUGAUCGACGAACCGUCCCGCCUGGCCCAGAUGAUUUUGCAGACGUUGUACGACAACGUCUGGAAUCUAUGCAGGGGUGGUUGUUGGUCUUCGACGGUGUGUUGUUCGAGACGGAAGAGUCGCUUGACGCUUUCCGCAAGUAUAUCCCCGACCAGAGCGGUAACUGCAUCAUCUUCACAUCUGUCGACAGGACUCUAGCUCAUCGACACCGCCUUCUCAACCCCUCCGCAUUGAAGGUCGGCAAGCUCUCCGUUAGUGACGCCACAGAUCUGCUGUACCGGAACCUAGGCAUACGACAUCCGUCGCAACUUCAGACGCAAAAAGCGCUCGAGCUCGUCAAAGACAAUGACUACCUGCCACUAGGUGUCCAUGCCGCUGCCCACGCGCUCAUUGAGCGCGGCAAAUCCCUCGACAGAUACACCCACGCGUCCACCGAUCUUCGUCUGAUCACCCCCUUUCUCGACAUUAUUUCUGGCCUUCGCGCACAAGGACGUGACGAAGCUGUCAACCUUGUCAAUCUCUUGAGUUUCUUCACUCAUCAUGUACCGGUGGCUCUCAUUCGUUACGGCUACAAAGGAUUGACAGAAUCUCCAUACAACAUAGAUGUGCUAUCACCCAAAUAUGCCAAUAGCACCAGGACCGACCUUGAUAGCUCCAUCUCUAUCCUUCUGCGCAGUGGUCUCCUGGAGAGAACGUUGCAAACAUGGUCGCGCUCAUCGGGCAGCUCCUCGCCUGAAGAGUCGAGGUCAAUCAAAGGUGUUACCGGACCCCCAACCCAGGGUAACAGCCGACAAACCCGAUCCAUCACCAUUAGAACCUUGGAAAACACGCCUCCUGCACAAAUCACCGAAGAGUCAAGCGGGCUGGAAGAUCUUGUGGUCACGCGAUUCGAAUCUAGGGGCACUCGAAUGUCAGUGGCCUCCACGCAAUCUGUAAUCGACACUCUCCGCAUACACACUGUUGUCCAAAAUGUGAUUCGCGAUGACCUCAAAGAGAGGCCGCUGGCGGGUGAGCACGAUUACUGGUGGUGGCUAGGAGCCUCUGUUCGUCUGCUCAAGUACUCGUAUGAUGUCGCCAGCGAUAAGAUGCACAAAUCAUCCGGAGCCGGCCUCAUCCGUGAUUACCGGGAGUACGAAGCACAAGCUGCCCGCCUAUUUUCGUUCUUCCCGAAGACUUCGCUCAAUGCUACCAAAGAAUUGCGCACAGCGCGACGGGAGGUCCGCGCAGUGCUCGCGAUGGUGAAGCGCGAGAUACAGAAUCAGUCACCGUCACAGGCGUCUGACAGCAGCCGUAGGCUGUAUCAGAGUUCGAUAUUCGAGAGGUCUUCCAGCACAUCAGAGGAGACUCAAUCGAUCGACCUGAGCUCCCCGAGUCGAGCAUCGACAUGGGGCUUGGAUUCGGAGCGAGCACCGUCGGAAUCACCCACCCAAAUGCAUUCUCAGAUGCACACCUCGUCCGAAGUGGACCCUAUGAGUGCUCUUUCUGAAAGUGCUAUCCUCUCUGAUGACGGCUCAUGGGUAUCCAAUGCCACAGAAACCCCUGGUCAUGCGCUUUCGCCUCGAUCACGGCGGAGUUCUGUACUCCACGCUGUUCUGGAGGGCAGACCGCGGAUAAAGCCACACAAGGACUUGGGUGAAUGGAAAGCGUUGCCUGUGCCUCCCAGCGUGAGCCAGGCGAGCGUCCACCUGAGCCAUUCGUCAUCACGGACCAGCUCGGAGCAUCGAAGCUCACGGCCUUCCUCAAGCUCUGAGGCCGAAGCAGCGCUUGCAGCAAUGCACCGAUCAAGCCCACCGGCAAGCAGAGGUGGAGCCCGUCUCCGAUCCACUAGUCGUGGAAGCAGUGAGAGGCCAGUGCUGGCAGCACGAUCAACUAAUGCACCUCUUUCACCGCUGGCUGCUGAGUUUCAGUCUAAUGAUGCGGCAGGACUUGCCAAGACAGCCAAUGUGACAAGUGCCCAUUCACGCAAUCCCUCUUCGUCGCCACGCUUAGUUCAGGCGCUUCUGAACAGCCAAGCAAGUACACGUGCGCGAUAUCAAUUACCACCUCUGCAAACUGAAAACAUCAAUGUGGCAUACGCUCCGGGCCGAGCAGAACGACCUCCACCGAUCUCGAGCUAUUCAAAGACGGUGACCAAUACCGAAGUGCCCGUAGUCAGGUACUUACCCAGUGGUUAUACCUCUGUGCCAAUGUCCCGAGACAUAUCCCGUGAUUCCGGCACGGCACUUCCAACUGCCGACAUGGGCUACAAUGGUCAUGGCCAAGGGUACAACGUUGCAGGCUCGGCUCCCCAUCGGGCGCUCUCGGAUCCUUAUUUAUUGGGCGUGGAUGCUCCGGGAACGUACGGAUUCAACUUAUCAGAUCCAGUAUUGUACGGUGAUCAGCAGCGAGGACGGGGCAGACAGAACCUGGAGUUUGGGCAGGUUGGACAGUGGGCGAACAUUGCGCCUAUCGAGCCAGAUUUGAGUGCAUUUGAGAGCAUCUCAAUCGAUGAGGCAGUCGUACGAGCCCACGCACGCAAGAUCAGCGGCGAGGCUCUUCAAUUCGGCGACAUGGAGCCCGUGAGUGUCGAGGAAGCACGGGUGAGAGCCAAUAUUGCACGAGAGAGAAGCACUGAUAGCAGUGGUCGGGGCCGUCGCCGAGGCGGCUUGAGUGAUGAGGGCAGGGACCAGCGCCAUUAG
Cyphellophora europaea CBS 101466 is the source of this 4053-nucleotide messenger RNA. RefSeq lists its product as uncharacterized. Bases 1 to 4053 code for a protein of 1350 amino acids. Lineage: Eukaryota; Fungi; Ascomycota; Eurotiomycetes; Chaetothyriales; Cyphellophoraceae. The record is from RefSeq and is a predicted model, not a curated record. Gene Ontology annotation, molecular function: ADP binding. The transcript has 4 exons.